Messenger RNA from Owenia fusiformis, 1930 nucleotides. The record is from the annotation of a GenBank genome assembly. Lineage: Eukaryota; Metazoa; Annelida; Polychaeta; Sabellida; Oweniidae.
AUGAUGACGUCACAUUUUCUAUCCCACAAUGCAUCCGUUGCUAACACAGCCAUUGGUGUUGUUUUAGCAACCGCCAGCCGAUCAACAUUCCAGUAUACGAAGCAAUACAGACAUAGCAACAUGGCGAAUGAUUUAGCUUACAAAACGAACGAUAUUUUCAAGACAAGUACUGGUGUUGGACACCAUUUCAGACCCGGAUAUUAUUUCCCCAGUGCAUCUUUCCAGACUCUUAUCAGAGAACCAUUGCCACCUGGCCUCGCCAAGAAGGAUGAAGUCCCAAAUGACGAGAAAUAUCCCACUACAACUGGCAAAGUGCACGACAGAAAAUUUCCCAACCCUACUGGUAUAUAUGGCAAUGAUUACGGAAUACACAAAAAGGCACCUGGGAGCUGGAAAGUGCAUUACGUCAAGGAUUUGUCAGAGAAGCUGGGCAAAGGAGGUUGGAGGAAGCCACUCACUAUGGGCAAUCAAUCUAGUGAAAUGAUGGACAAAUAUAAAGCAGAACCUGGUAUAAAAAUGGAUUUUGAAUUCGACCCGAGACCCCAGGAUUUUAUUCUGAAAAACCACCACAAGAAUGGACCAUCUAAGCAAAUGGUACCAUCGACACAAAAUGACAAACUUAGAGGAAAAACAUUUAUGCCCAAAGAUAAAGGAGUCCUGAACUUACAUGAUGACAUGUACCUUACUACAACCAAUAAAGAUCAUAGGCCCUUUAACCCAAGGGAACUUAAGGGCUACAGCAAGAAAGAUGUGCCUACAUACUGGGAAUGUGAGGAAUACCCUAAGGCAUGGGGACAUGGAUUAAAGCAUAAUCCACUACCAAAAGACUCAGUUCCUAGAGAGCGUCCUCCCAUGAGAGAUACAAUGGUGUUCCCCUCAGCAACCAGGAUACCACGUCUUCCAAACUCAAUGAAGCCAGUUCCUCAUUCCGGCCUGAAGACGCUACAGAAAGAUUCUUACAUGAAACCCUCAGAUGUCAAAGCUCGUGAUAUCUUCUUUUGUCCAGUUGAAACACCAUACAGUCUACCAAACGCAGGUCCCAAGUCUAUUAUGACAUCACCAGGAAUGUACAAAACUGAAUACACCAAUGUGGGCAGUGGUGCACCUAUAACUGUGUAGCACCAUAUAUAUCACCAGUCACCCCUCAUCGCACCAGUCACCCUGCAUAGUAUCAUCUAUCAUCACCAUUGUUACGAGUCAGAGACAGGAGAAAAUAAUCUACGAGUUUAUGCAGUUUAAUUAAACAUUAGUCAUUUGUAUGCAUGACUGUACAUGUUUGUUGACCAAAAAACAAACAGCUGAAACAUUUGAUGAACUUACUCCAGUGAAAUCAAUCAAUCACAAUUGGAUUAUUUGACAGUAUUUACAUUGCUCAAAUUUAGUAUUAUAGUGAAUUUAGUGUCCAACUGAAUUUGAAAUUUUUAGAUUACAAUUCAGAAUAUAAUGUUUUGCUAGUUUGCCAGAUCUGUAUUUUCGAAAUCCUUUUUGUAAAAUAAGGAAACACACAGUGUGGCAAAAAGUUGUCAAAAACUUGAAAUAAUGGUAACCCUUUAAAAUCAAUUUUGUAAAUUACACAUUAACUUUUUAAAUUUAAAUGGUAAUUUAUAUGCUUUAAGGGGAUUAUCUAAACUACCCUGCCAAUGCCAUAGAUGUACAUUUUGUGAAAACAGGAAUCAUUUGUGUUGAUUGUAAAAUUGUAAAACACAUUUUUGUAGAACAAUCAUUUUGUCACACCCAAAGUAUUGGAUUACAAUCAGAACAAAAACCUAGUCAAAUUGUUCAACAAUAUGUGCAAUAGUAGCCAAUGUUUAGUUCAUAAAAAAACUGCACAAUUGUUUAAAUGGAUAAUAACAGCAUGAAACAUGUAAAUAAAUUGUAAAUAGUAAUGUAUAUAACAAUUUUAUACAAUGAGAAGUAUUAUAAAUAAAAG